Molecule: messenger RNA, 1969 nt
Organism: Mercurialis annua (annual mercury)
Lineage: Eukaryota; Viridiplantae; Streptophyta; Magnoliopsida; Malpighiales; Euphorbiaceae
Product: 3-ketoacyl-CoA synthase 10
Exons: 3
Coding region: 225-1820 (531 amino acids)
Biological process (GO): fatty acid biosynthetic process
Cellular component (GO): membrane
Molecular function (GO): acyltransferase activity, transferring groups other than amino-acyl groups
Source: RefSeq, a predicted model, not a curated record
CCAGCUUUCAUUUAAUGAAGAAUUGAAAGCUAUACAUAACACCUCAACUGCAUACCAGCCCAAGUUGGUGCAUUCAUUAACUUCACUCUCCACCUACUUUCUUCCAUUUACCUACAUUACAUUAAUGCAACAUUUAAUACUACACACUUGUAUAUAUUCAGACAUAUAAACUCGUAACUAUACAAUUUUAUCAACACCAGAAAAACAUAAAAAAUAAUUUAACGAUGCCUAGUGAAGGAGAUCUUCUGUCAACAGAGAUUGUCAACCGUGGGAUUGAAUCAUCAGGUCCUAAUGCUGGUUCUUUGACAUUCUCCGUAAGGGUUCGGAGACGGUUGCCGGAUUUUCUUCAAUCGGUUAACCUUAAGUAUGUUAAGUUGGGUUAUCAUUAUCUUAUCAACCAUGCCAUUUAUUUGGCUACUAUACCGUUUUUGGUGCUUGUUUUUAGUGCUGAAGUUGGUAGUCUUAGUAGAGAAGAGAUAUGGAAGAAAUUAUGGGAAGAUGCUCGUUAUGAUCUUGCUACUGUUCUUUCUUUUGUUGGUGUUCUAGUUUUCACUGUUUCUGCUUACUUCAUGUCCAGACCAAGGUCCAUUUAUCUUGUUGAUUUUGCUUGUUAUCUCCCUCAUCAUGAUCUCAAGGUGAGCAAGAAUCAGUUCCUGGAGAUGUUAAGUAGCUCCGGAAAGUACGAUGAGUCAACCUUGGAAUUUCAGAAGAGAAUCUUAGAGUCAUCCGGAAUUGGAGAUGAAACGUACAUUCCUAAAGCUGUAAUGGAACAACAGAGUUGUACAACGAUGAAGGAAGGUCGUUUAGAGGCUUCAACGGUGAUAUUUGGGGCCCUUGAUGAGCUCUUUGAGAAGACUAAAGUCCGUCCGAAAGAUGUCGGAAUACUAGUUGUGAACUGCAGCAUUUUUAAUCCGACGCCGUCCCUCUCUGCCAUGGUGAUAAAUCAUUACAAGAUGAGGGGUAACAUCUUGAGCUAUAAUCUUGGUGGAAUGGGCUGCAGUGCUGGGAUUAUUUCAGUUGAUCUGGCUAGAGAUAUGUUGCAAGCUAACCCCAAUAAUGUUGCUGUGGUAGUUAGCACUGAGAUGGUGGGUUAUAACUGGUAUGCCGGUAAGGAACGCUCCAUGAUGAUUCCAAAUUGCUUUUUCAGAAUGGGCUGCUCCGCUGUUCUGUUGUCGAACAGGCGUCGUGACAGCAGGCGCGCCAAGUACCACCUUGAACACAUUGUUCGGACACAUAAAGGCGCUGACGAUCGCAGUUUCAGGGCUGUAUACCAGGAAGAAGAUGAACAAAAAUUCAAGGGGCUAAAAUUGAGCAAAGAACUCGUAGAAAUCGGAGGAGACGCGCUCAAAACCAACAUCACGACACUUGGACCUCUAGUCCUACCAUUUUCUGAGCAACUCAUCUUCUUCGCGAGCUUGGUUUGGAGGCAUUUAUUCGGCAAAAAGAAUGGAUCUUCACAUCUCUCAAAACCCUAUAUUCCUGACUACAAGCUUGCAUUUGAGCAUUUCUGCGUCCACGGGACAAGCAAGAUAGUGCUCGAUGAGAUACAGAGAAAUCUCGAACUGAGCGACAAGAACAUGGAAGCGUCGAGAAUGACUCUCCACCGAUUCGGAAACAUUUCGAGCAGCAGUAUAUGGUACGAGCUAGCUUACUUGGAAGCCAAGGAAAGGGUUAAAAGUGGAGAUAGGGUUUGGCAAAUUGCUUAUGGAUCUGGUUUUAAGUGUAAUACUCUGGUUUGGAAGUCGAUUCGACGUGUCCGAAAACCUUCUAGAAACCCUUGGCUUCAUUGCAUUGACAGAUAUCCUGUGCAGCAGCUUUAAUUUAAAAGCUUGUGGAGAUAUUCGAUUGUCAAUUAUUUAUAUAUUGGAACUACACUGUUGUUUAUGUUUUAGUUUGUUUCUGAAUCCAAAAUUGUUGAACUAAAAUUAGCACAUUUGAAAGUAGUUUCAAGAAGAAAUUUCAGGUUUAA